AUGGGUUCAUCGUCUGAUGUAAGUACUGUUGCACAAAAGAAAAGACGUGCUGAGUUUGAUCCGAGUGAUAUCAUUGCCGACCCAGGGCUUCAAAAACCAAUCGAGGAAUAUGACACAGGAAUAAGAGAUCAAGUAAGGAGAGAGUAUUUGUUAAUGGGUCCAUGUCAACCAGUUGGCCACACUUUUCCUAGAAAACAACAAGGAAAAGGUCUUGCUUUUCGUGGACAUGAUAAAUCUUCAAGUUCCACUAACAAGGGCAACUUUUUAGAGAUGCUAAAUUGGUAUAGAACAAAAGUUGAAAAUGUUGGUCAUGUUAUUAAUGAAAAUGCUCCUGGAAAUAAUCAAAUGACCUCUCCACAAAUACAGAAAGAAUUAGUGAGGGCUUGUGCAGAAGAGACCACGCGGGCUAUUAUUAAUGAGAUUGGAGAUAGUUAUUUCUCUAUACUUCUUGAUAAGUCUCGUGACAAAUCAGUAAAAGAGCAAAUGGCUGUGAUUGUAAGGUUUGUGAAUAAGCAAGGUCAAGUAAUUGAAAGAUUUCUUGCUGUUGAACAUGUUGCUGAUACUUCAACCCCUUCAUUAAAGAUAGCUUUGGAUGGAUUGUUUGACCAGAAAGAUCAAAACAUUGUUAAUGCAAUGGGGUUGAUUGUAACUGUGAAAGAACUUAUGCAAGACUUGAGAGAAAAUAAAUGGGGUACAGUUUUAGAAGAAGUUAGGAGCUUCUGUGUUGAAAUGUCAGUUUCAGUGCCUAAUAUGGAAGAUAGUAUACUAAUUCGUGGCCGUUCGAGAUGUGGGGGGCAAUUGGUUACUUAUUACCAUCAUUAUCAUGCAGAGAUCUUUAUUGCAGUGAUUGAUUUACUUACUACUGAGAUGAAUAACCGAUUUAGUGAAACUUCUACAAAGUUAUUAAGAUGCAUUGCUUGUCUUGAUCUAAGAAACUCUUUUUCCAAAUUCGAUCAUGGGAUGCUUGUUCGACUUGCUCAGCUUUACUCUGAUGAUUUCUCCACAUCCGAUCAUCUUAUCUUGAAAGAGCAACUUCGCAUAUAUAUUCAUAAUGUGAGAAGAAAUUCUGAUUUUUCAAGUUGUCAUGAUCUUGCAAGUCUUGCUGUGAAGAUGGUUCAAUUUGAUAAACAUUUGACUUAUCCAUUGGUUUAUCGUCUUAUCGAAUUGGCAUUGAUUUUACCGGUGGCAACAGCAAUAGUUGAAAGAGCAUUCUCAGCAAUGAAUAUCAUCAAAAAAGAUUUGCGAAACAAAAUAAGCGAUGAAUGGUUAAACAAUAUGAUGGAUUCAGCUCCCCCUCGCAAUCAUGAGUGA
Molecule: messenger RNA, 1311 nt
Organism: Dioscorea cayenensis subsp. rotundata (Guinea yam)
Lineage: Eukaryota; Viridiplantae; Streptophyta; Magnoliopsida; Dioscoreales; Dioscoreaceae
Exons: 4
Coding region: 1-1311 (436 amino acids)
Molecular function (GO): protein dimerization activity
Source: RefSeq, a predicted model, not a curated record